This is a messenger RNA of Gigantopelta aegis, 1717 nucleotides long. Its product is annotated as outer dense fiber protein 3-like. Bases 224 to 1078 code for a protein of 284 amino acids. The record is from RefSeq and is a predicted model, not a curated record. The transcript is spliced from 4 exons. NCBI's taxonomy places the organism in Eukaryota, Metazoa, Mollusca, Gastropoda, Neomphalida, Peltospiridae.
UCUACAGAUAUAAAUUACAUGUUGGAAACUUUACAAGUUUAUUCAGGGCAACACCAAAGACAAGGCAACGCUGCUGGGUGGAGUAGUGGACUAGGAAUUACAGCACCUCUCUAGUGGAAACGACUUCGAGUUGCAUUCCAUCAAGUCCCCAACCUGCAAGUGGGGGCUAGUCAUCACCCAAUGCCGAGGAGAUGUCUACUGCCAAGCGAUCCUGAUCAGCGAAAUGGAUAGCCACACCAUUCAUCGGAUCAUCAAAGCUCUCUUCGGCGAUGACACCAGAAAUGAAAGCGCUUCAUCCCUCAAUUUGCUGCGACUCCACUCAUCAGCUCACCUUAGCCAACCUUUACCUAGUACAGCUCCCAGUCCGACAUUUAGUUACUCCAUUCCGCCAUUCUUCGGAAACACUCGGCACCCGACGCAACAGGGUGCUCCUGCAUACUCAUUCGGAUCGAGAUACAGCUAUAAUGCCAUCGACAACCCUGGUCCUGGUGCAUACAGGACGCACGAGUGCACUCCUCGUGGCAGGUACACAAUCGUGGGAGGGAGAUUCGGCGGGAGACCCAGAUCACGUUCACCGUUUGGUGAUCACAGGAACAAUUUCGGUCCUGGACCCAAUGUCUACAGGUCGGACAUUGUGUCGCCGAGAGCAAAGCGGGCCCCCAGCUACAGCUUUGGUUUGAGGCACGAGCUACCUGACAAGUCAAUCACACCAGGAUCCAACUUCUACAACCUUCCAACCACCCUGGGGCAAAAAGCCGCCCCUCCCUACAAGACGGGUCCAGCAGCUGGCAUAAAAGGUCGAUUAGAUCACGGAAGUUCGUCAUACGAUUGGGCUAAAACUCCCGGUCCUGCGCAGUACGGAGUUUCAGAUAAGUCCAUAGGCAACACUACCUCGUCAAGGAUCACACUCAAAGGAAGGACUCCGCUUCCAACGUUCAAGAUGAUAACUCCCGGACCAGGCGCGUACGACUUGAAAAAUAACUUCUCCGACAAGAAGCGGAGUCCUGGGUACUCGAUUGGCGGCUACCACUCGGACAAAGCUAUUCCAGUAUUUACGUUAGCAGACGUGUCAUUUUAAGAAAUACAGUAGAAUCUCGUUGGGCCGAACACGGAAGGGUCGAAUACACCGCAACGCUCGAAUCAAAAACAAAGUCCCGAGUUACACUUACACGAUGAUGACCGAAUAGUUAGGUCGAACUACCCGAUGGGCCGAACUUUUUCUAGAGCACCGACGGGGUACGAGCUAACGGGAUUCAACUGCAGUUUUAAAAAAAAAAUCAUCACAGGGGUACUAAAUAGUAGAUCAGGGUAGGUGCCAGGCCCUGAAACUUCCGAUGUAGGAAAUUAAGCAUAUAUACAGUAGACCUAUGACUGUCUGUGAUUCAGUAUUCACACACAGAUGCCAGGGUUUACUGGAAUUAAACAUUCAGUUUUUCAGUAACUAUAAUUCACAGUGGUUCAUUCCAUGGUUUAAGAACAUUCUCAAACAACGAUAAUUGUUUUUAAUAGCGGGAUCGCAUGGCAGAUUAGUGCAGAAAAAUAUUACCUGAAAAAAAACCCCACAUUUAAUUCCCUAAAAGUACUUUUAUUCAGCCUGCUAUAGUCGUCAUAUUCCAUUGUUUAUAUAUACACAUAUAUACUCUUCAAAAAAAGUAGCGUAACCUGAAAUAUUAAUGUUAAUAUCAACUAUUAGACCGAAGAUACGUUUUGACCACAG